Molecule: messenger RNA, 1245 nt
Organism: Exophiala dermatitidis NIH/UT8656
Lineage: Eukaryota; Fungi; Ascomycota; Eurotiomycetes; Chaetothyriales; Herpotrichiellaceae
Exons: 3
Coding region: 1-1245 (414 amino acids)
Cellular component (GO): cytoplasm
Molecular function (GO): ATP hydrolysis activity; GTP binding
Source: RefSeq, a predicted model, not a curated record
AUGCCUCGAGAUCCCCUCAUCGGCCUGGUAGGGAAGCCGUCCUCGGGCAAAUCCACCACAUUAAACAGCUUGACAGAUGCUAGUUCGAAAGUCGGUCAAUUUACCACGAUAGACCCCCAACGAGCCGUCGGAUACCUCCAGAUUGAUUGCGCCUGUGUGCGACAUGGGCUGCAGGACCGAUGUCGACCGAACUACGGAUCAUGCGUCAACGGCAAGCGAUCUGUCCCGAUUGAACUUCUGGACGUUGCCGGACUAGUCCCCGGCGCGCACGAGGGCAAAGGACUGGGGAACAAAUUUCUGGACGACCUGCGACACGCGGAUGCUCUGAUCCACGUGGUCGACGUGAGCGGGACGACGGAUGCCGAGGGCAAGGCGACGCGAGGGUACGAUCCCAGCGUGGACAUCGAGUGGCUGCGCGGGGAGAUAGUGAGAUGGAUUCAGGGCAACCUGAUGGAGAAAUGGGGCAGUAUCAAGAGACGGCACGUCGCGGUCAAGGCAUCGGCCGUGGACACGCUGCAAGCCCAGUUUUCCGGCUACGGGAGUACCAGCGCGCUCGUGGCGCGGGUGCUCGACAAACUGCAGCUCAAGGAACCCCUGGAGGAGUGGAGCAAUGAGACCAUUCUCAAGGUCGUCAACGCCUUCACCGACGAGAAGUUCCCCACCGUGCUGGCCCUCAACAAGAUCGACCACCCGGACGCCGACCGCAACAUCGCCAAAAUCGCAAAACAGCAACCCGCAGACAGGAUCGUGCUGUGCAGUGCCAUCUCUGAGGUGUUUCUGCGUAAGCUGGCCAAACAGGGCUACAUCAAAUAUAAAGAAGGUUCAGAGUACCUCGACACCCGGGAAGACUUGAUUGAACAAGGAGACCCGGACGGAGGCGGGUUGAAAGAGAUGGACGACAAGUUAAAGCAACGCAUCGAAAACCUCAAGGACAUGGUCCUCUACCGCUUCGGUAGUACCGGGGUGGUGCAGGUCUUGACUCGGGCCGCCGAGUUGUUGGGUCUGGUGCCCGUCUUCCCCGUCAAGAACAUCCAUACCUACGGCUCUGGCGCGUCAGGCUCGACGGCUGUCUUUAGAGACUGCGUCCUGGUCAAGAAGGGCAGCACGGUCGCGGACGUGGCGAGGAAAAUCAUGGGCGAUGCCCCCAUUGCUUUCAUCGAGGGUGAUGGUGGACGGAGGGUUGCAGAAGACCAGGUCGUCAGUCCCGGAAAGAAUGACAUCUUAUCAUUCCAUGUAGGACGGUGA